Messenger RNA from Fomitiporia mediterranea MF3/22, 977 nucleotides. RefSeq lists its product as uncharacterized. Gene Ontology annotation, biological process: spliceosomal snRNP assembly; chloride transport; mRNA cis splicing, via spliceosome. The transcript has 3 exons. The coding region runs from base 1 to 738 and encodes 245 amino acids. NCBI's taxonomy places the organism in Eukaryota, Fungi, Basidiomycota, Agaricomycetes, Hymenochaetales, Hymenochaetaceae. Gene Ontology annotation, cellular component: plasma membrane; spliceosomal complex; cytosol. The record is from RefSeq and is a predicted model, not a curated record.
AUGACCAUCGUAACAAUCAUCAACGCCCCACCAACAUCCAUCUCUCCCAACGAACACCGCGAACGCACAGCAGAGACCCCAGCGUCAUUCUCAGACAUCCCUCCUGUCCUUCGCCACAAGGAAGAAAACGCCCGUGUUGUGUUCGACCCGCCUGUAGAAGGGUUAACUGAGGAGGAGUUGAAGAAGGGUACGGUUUACAUUGUCGAGAGUGUACUAGCGUUCAUCUCCGAAUCCUCAGGCCGCGGCUUCCAAAUCGAAUACCCAUGCAUCAUCCUCCACGCAAUCUCGCGAAGCAACGACUCCCCUCCAUGUAUAUACUGUCAACUCGGUGAAUCAGCCGCCCAACGACAAAACAACAACAACGGAGGAGGCGAUGAAGAAGAUGAACAGAUAGACCUGCGCGAGCUAAGCAUAUUCCCCGAAGUCGAGGACUCUCUCGACACGCUCUACGAAGCCCUCAUGCACUGCUCCUCACUCCAUCCAGACCCUUCCUCCGACAGCGACGACGGAGACAUGAUGGACAUCGAAAACUUCGGCUCUUACACCAACCCUCUCGCAAACAAUGCUCAUGACGGCGAUGUCGAUAAAGACGAUGACGCAAUCGUCGACGCAGACGUAGAAGCGAUCCAAACCAUCACCGCACAAAGCAACGUCGACGCAGACGGAGAACUCGAACUCAGCGAAACCGGGAGGGUGCGCAGCGAUUUCAUGAACGAUUCUCGGUAUAAGCCGUACUAAAAUCUGUACCUUCUGCUUUCCUGUCUUAUUUCGGUUUCCUGCAAAAAUGUGAUACGGCUUUGAACUUCUUCCUUUCCUUUCCGUUACUAUUACUAUUUCGCAGGCCAACCUUGAACGUCUCGAGUCACUCAUCCAAGAUCCGCAUGGAGCGCUUGCGAGGGCGGGUGUAGUAAACGGCUUCCACGACGCUGCUGCAGAAGGAUCUGGUGCAGAACGAGAACAAGAACGAUUUGCUGAUG